Hydra vulgaris (swiftwater hydra) is the source of this 918-nucleotide messenger RNA. Its product is annotated as myophilin. Gene Ontology annotation, cellular component: actin cytoskeleton. Gene Ontology annotation, biological process: actin filament organization; actomyosin structure organization. Gene Ontology annotation, molecular function: actin filament binding. Lineage: Eukaryota; Metazoa; Cnidaria; Hydrozoa; Anthoathecata; Hydridae. The record is from RefSeq and is a predicted model, not a curated record.
CUUCGACAAAAUACUUUAAGCAAAAACUCCUUCUUUGAAGCGUGUUUUAAAAAUAUAUUUGAGCUUAAAAAAUUUUACGAACAGGUGUAGUUUUUGUUUAACUUUAGUUUUGGCGAGCAUAGUAAUAGUGCGACUAACCGAACGAAAAUAGAAAGUUAGAAGAAAAAAAAAACAUGGCAGAAAGACCGGCUGGAUAUGGACUAACUGCAGAGGUUAAAAAUAAAAUCAGCGAGAAGUAUUGCUUAGAAUUAGAAAAAGAAGCUUUGACAUGGAUUUCUUCAUUGGUUCCUGAUGCUCAACUUGAAAAUACGUCUGGAAUGGAAGCAACGCACAAAAAAUUAAAAGAUGGUGUCAUUCUUUGUAAGCUAAUAAAUGCUCUAGAAAACGAUUCCGUUAAAAAGAUAAACGACGGAAAAAUGGUUUUCAAACAAAUGGAAAACAUCAGUAACUUCUUAGAAGCAUGCAGCAGGUAUGGGUUAAGCAAAACUGAUCUUUUUCAAACUGUAGAUUUGUUUGAAGCGGCAAAUAUGACACAGGUUAUUCAAACUAUUCACGCACUUGGAAGAAAAGCAAAAUCAAAAGGAGCACCUGGUAUUGGACCAAAAGAAUCCAAUAAAAAUGUUCGAGAGUUUACUGAAGAUCAGCUUCGAGCUGGCCAAGGGGUAAUUGGACUUCAAAUGGGAUCCAAUAAAGGAGCUACGCAAGCAGGUCAAAACUUUGGAAAGACAAGAGCUAUACUUGAUUAACAACAUUUUUUUUUUUUUUUCACGUUUAACAAACUUUUAGAGAUUACAAGCAACUAUUUAGGAAUUAAAAGACAUUUUGUAUUAAAACAGGACAUUAACUAUUUGCAUUCAUUUUUAUAAUUUAUAUGUCGACAAAGUAAGUCAUAAAUUAAUGAAAUAUAUUAUCAGAGUA